CAGUUCAUGGUAAUCAAUGCAUAGUGUUGUCUUUCAUCAAAUUCUGAGAAAAUGCUUCGAUAAAGUACUACUGUUUCGACCCCUUAACAUUUCUAAUUAACUUUUUCAUUCCGUUUCUUACAGUCUUCUGAUAAAUCGGUACCUUAUGCAAUUGGUUAUAUACUCUUUGUGUGCUCAUCAAUUUCAAUCGUCCUUCUUCUUACAACAAUGUUCAUAUUUCUCCACUUCAAGAGACUCGAAUGUCCAAGACUUCGAGUUCAUCGUAACCUUGUAUUUGCCUUGAUUAUCCACUGUGUCUCUCUACUGAUAAUAUCUUCGUCCAUUGUGUUUGACGGCCAAUUCAAUUUUACAAAAGAAAAUCCCAUUCUGUGUAAAUUGGUAUUGUCACUUAAAAUGUAUUCUGCUCUUGCAUCCAUCAAUUGGAUGUUCAUUGAAGGACUUUUACUUCACAGUCGAGUUACAACUGGAAUUUUCAGGAAAAGUUUCCCUUUUAAACUAUACUACGCCAUUGGCUGGGGCAUUCCACUUUUCAUCAUUUUGACAUGGGCUUACAUAGUCAAUAAAACGUUGCACUCUCGAUGCUGGGAAGGUUAUGGUGAUCGGGUUACAAUAUGGAUAAUCACAGCACCAAUGAUUCUUGCAUUACUGAUAAACUCGACUUUUUUGGUAAACAUUAUUCGCAUCCUUGUUACCCAAUUGAGCCGUAAUCGAUCAGAGGAAACUAAUAAGAUCAGCAGAAAAGCACUCAAAGCAACAAUAUUGUUGUUUCCUCUUCUGGGAAUCACUCAUCUCUUGUUUUGUUUCAAUCCAAAGGAUAACAAGCAGCUAGAGAUGGCUUAUAUGAUAACUAAUGCCAUUCUUCAAUCGUCUCAGGUAAAAAGAGUUACACUAAAAUCGAAUCCGUUUUUCGGAAUUUACAAAAUUUUAAAGAAUUACUUGAUUGCAAAGUUGUAA
Molecule: messenger RNA, 954 nt
Organism: Tetranychus urticae (two-spotted spider mite)
Lineage: Eukaryota; Metazoa; Arthropoda; Arachnida; Trombidiformes; Tetranychidae
Source: RefSeq, a predicted model, not a curated record